Molecule: messenger RNA, 1359 nt
Organism: Camelina sativa (false flax)
Lineage: Eukaryota; Viridiplantae; Streptophyta; Magnoliopsida; Brassicales; Brassicaceae
Source: RefSeq, a predicted model, not a curated record
UAUCUUGUUCCUCCUCUACGUCUCUGUGCUCGAGGCUUGUGCCUUCCAUUUCUUAUGUCAAACCUCAGUUGAAACAUCAUCUUCUUCUCCUCCAGAAGAAAAAAAAGAAAAGAACCCUAAUUAGUUUACAGAGAAGAUGUGGGGAGUUGGAGGAAACUACUACUGGCGAAAGAGGAACAACAACAACAACGGAGAAGGAGGAGAAAGCGAAGCGAUCGUUGUGGUAUUCGCUUGGAUGUCUAGUGAAGAACGCAAUCUCAAGAACCAUGUCGAUCUCUACUCUUCUCUUCUUUGCGAUUCUCUCGUUUGCCAUUCUCAAUUUCUCAACAUGUUUCUUCCAGAAAAAGCUGCGGAUUUAGCUUCUAAUGUUGUGUCUGAGGUUGUGAAGGAGCUCAAAGCAAAGCCAGUUCCUUUAGUUUUUGCUUCUUUCUCAGGUGGUCCUAAUGCUUGUAUGUAUAAAGUUCUUCAAAUACUUGAAGGAAUAUGUGAAACUGGACUAAAUCAGGAUGAUUGUAGAUUGGUUAGAAACUGCAUCUCAGGGUUUAUCUAUGACUCAUGUCCUGUGGAUUUCACUAGCGACUUGGGAGCUCGAUUAGCGGUUCAUCCAUCUACCCUCAAAAUGUCUAAUCCACCUAAACCGUUUGUAUGGGCAGCGAAUGGUCUUGCUUCGAGUCUCGAUUAUGUUUUCCUCAGCAGGUUUGAAUCACAGCGAGCCGAGUACUGGCAGACUCUUUACUCUACUAUAAAUAUGAAAGUACCUUAUCUCAUUCUAUGCUCUGAAAACGAUGAUCUCGCUCCUUAUCAAACUAUACACAAUUUCGCUACACGUCUCCAAGAACUAGGAGGCAAGAAGACUUGACAGAGAAGAAGCUAUGAAAGAAACUAAAUGUGAUGAUGAGAUAACAGAGCCAAUUCAAAGCUUGGGGCAAUCAACCUCUGGUCUUAACCGAAGCUUCAACGGAACUCCACUUGUCACAACCGAUCAUUUCUUCGUGCCUAGCACUGUAGGUUACUACGUGGGCAACGGAGGGUCUGUGCAAGAUGUACACAAACAAGAUAUGAUUUGUUUGUCCAGUACUCAAACUGAUGAUGACACAGUUAAACCCAAUGGUGUUCUUGGCCAAAUCUUAUUUGAUGUUUACAUUCCGAAGAAUGUCGAGGAUUGGGAUGUAAAGUUGUUGGAAACCAGGCGGUCUAGGCGGAAACCGGGGACGAGGUUUAUACGUAGAUCGAGAUUGUAAUACUUGAGUUUAUUAUACAUAUAUAUAAUAAGUAUUCAUUUGUUCUCUUCAGAAACUAUGGCAGAGGAAUCCCAUUUGGUUUUCCCUCGCAUAAUUCUAAUAAAUCAAUAAAGUAAGA